This is a messenger RNA of Daphnia magna, 924 nucleotides long. RefSeq names its product putative defense protein 3. Lineage: Eukaryota; Metazoa; Arthropoda; Branchiopoda; Diplostraca; Daphniidae. Gene Ontology annotation, molecular function: oxidoreductase activity, acting on metal ions. The record is from RefSeq and is a predicted model, not a curated record. The coding region runs from base 143 to 799 and encodes 218 amino acids. The transcript is spliced from 6 exons.
UCAAUGUGCGUGUACGAUAAAACUGAGAUUACAAAUGAGGAUAACUCACAUUUCCUUCCAAAAAUCCCAAAUUCAAACCGUUUCCUUCCCUCCCCCCGCAAUGUACAUUUGAGGAAGUAAGGCACCAAAAGCCGAUGGUAGAAUGCGCUCAGUCUCAAACAGACCUUGCACCAAGAAAGCCAUGGUUCACUCUGCUGUUGCUUUCGUCUUCAUUCUGAGCUUCAUCUCUCGGAUUGAAGCAUUUCCGAAUGGGGCUCCGCAAAGUGUCUGCGCCAGCAUGACACCUGGACAUGGUGUAGCAACUCAACAAAGUUCAUCUCCAUUCGUAACAACCACACCUAACGGGGAAAUUGCUUUGCCGGGCAGUCCCGUGCAGCUGGAACUACGCCCUCAAAAUGGUGAUACUGCUUUCAGAGGUUACUUUGUGAUGGCGUUCGAUCGAGCUGACGAUUCCAAACCGAUCGGCACGUUUCAACAACCGAUGGACGGCAAAUUAAUCGAUUGUUCCGGUGGCAUGCAGAACGCCGUGACACACAGUAACAAUAACGACAAGAAAUCAGUGAAGAUCGAAUGGACCCCCCCGUCUGAUUAUUCGGGACAAGUCGUAUUUAAGACCACAUUUGUGCAAAAAAAGGAGACAUUUUGGGUCAAAACGGAAUCAAAGGUUGUCUCUGUCGUGACAGAAGCCCAAGGUUCACCCAGAAUGGUACCUAAAUCGACGGGCAGUUCUGCAUGGCAAGUCAGUCCCAUUUUCGCCAAUUUGAUCGCUCUCUUUUUCGCGGCUAUUUCGAUGCUGUAACGUUCCACCAUUUCUUUCUGUUCACCUGCUUGUUUAUUACCAAUGCCAUAACACACACACACACACCUUAUGUUAUAGUCUAUACUGCUUUGAAAAUGACGAAAUAAAAAAGAUCAUUUUCGGUG